CCUCAACACUUUGAGAAGAUCUCCCCAUGGACAAGGAUUGCUGGGAUUUACCGCGGUCCCAACGUUCACCACAGGCCAGAUAGAUCUCGUACGUGUGCGUGUAUAAGGCCAGGGUUUUUUGAGACUUUUCGUCUGGAUCUACCUAAGUACACAACACAUUCUUCAGGAAGAUACAGAGAAGAAAAGAAAAAAGAAAGAUGGCGACCAGACAGAGGAAACCACAGCCGGAGCCAAAUCCAUCGGCGGGAAAGAAGGCUGUUGAUGCGAUCCAUAGAGUCGAAAAGAAAUUCGAGCGUGCCCUCACCUGCAUGUGGGAUGAUUUACAGCAAUGGCAACGUGAUAACCAUUUCAUUCUCUCCGGAUAUCGACCAGCUACAGAAUCCUUCAUGAAAUGUUUCAGAUCUCUAUUCUAUUUCCACAACGAAUCCAUAAAUAUCUACACCCACCUCCUCGGUGCCGCUCUCUUCCUCGCUCUCCUCCCGCAGAUCCCGCAGCUCCUGCACCGCUAUCCAACCGCCACAUCAUCCGACAUCACCGCAUCCAGCGUCUUCCUGCUAUCAGCCGUCACCUGCCUGGGGCUGUCUGCAACCUACCACACCAUCUCCAACCACUCUCACCGCAUCGCCAAGUUCGGGAACCAACUCGACUACCUCGGCAUAAUAAUCCUCAUAGUGGGCAGCUACCUCCCAACGGUGCACUACGGCUUCCACCAAUGCCACCCGUCCCUCGGGCGUGGCUACUCGAUUAUGAUGCUGCUCCUGGGCGCGGCGUGCACGGCUGUGACACUGAUGUCGCGCUUCCGCACGCCCGCCUACCGCCCCUUCCGCGCGGGGAUGUUCGUGCUCCUCGGCGUCUCCGGCGUGAUCCCCGUGGUGCACGGAAUGCAGCUGUAUGGUGGUUUCAUGGCACUGGAUGCGAGGAUCGGCUUGCGCUGGGUGCUCACCGAGGGCGCCAUGUAUAUCCUCGGCGCCGGGAUCUAUGCGGCCAGGGUGCCCGAGAGGUGGGCGCCGGGACGGUUUGAUCUCGUGGGCGCGAGCCAUCAGGUUUUUCACUGUUUUGUGGUCGCGGCUGCGGUGGCGCAUCUGAAGGGGCUGGUGGUGGCCUUUGAUUUCUUGCAUGGGAUGGACGUAGGGAAGUGUUAG
Molecule: messenger RNA, 1142 nt
Organism: Tricharina praecox
Lineage: Eukaryota; Fungi; Ascomycota; Pezizomycetes; Pezizales; Pyronemataceae
Product: hemolysin-III channel protein-like protein Izh2
Exons: 6
Coding region: 198-1142 (314 amino acids)
Cellular component (GO): membrane
Molecular function (GO): signaling receptor activity
Source: RefSeq, a predicted model, not a curated record